AUGGAGAAUAUUGCUUUUCAUUUGGGAAACGGGUCGGCGAUUUGGUUUUGGGAGGACCACUGGAUAGGGAAAAGGAGUUUGAGGGACAGCUUCCCAUCUAUUUAUCGUCUCACUGUCAGGAAGGACAGGCCCAUUAACAGCUUUUUCUCUCAAUCUGAAUCUGGUUUAGUGUGGGAUAUCAGCUGCUGUAGAAAUCUUUACAACUGGGAGGUUGCUCAUUUUGCUGAGCUUCUUGAUUGCUUAUCCAGGGUUACCCCGUCCCAGACCAAUCCAGAUAAAAUAAUCUGGACCAAAGAUAAAUCCUCCCAGUUCUCGGUGAAGUCCCUGUACGCUUCUCUUCUCCCCUCCUCUCCCCCUGCAACGUUGGCUUCUCCGUUUAUCUGGAAAUAUCCUGCCCCCCCAAAAUAUAUCGGUUUUGCUUGGUUGGCCUCUAGGAAUCGGAUUCUCACAGUAGACAACCUCAUGAAGAAAGGAAUGCAGCUCGCCAACAUAUGUCUAUGUUGCAUGGGCUACGAUGAAUCGGUCAAUCACCUCCUCGUGCACUGUCCGUUCAUCUCUCAGAUCCGGCAGGACUUUUUCUCAAGGUUCAACAUUAGUGGCUGUGUGCCAGCUUCUGCCUCCUCUUUUCUUGCUUACUGGCACGGCUUCAAGUUGGGUAAAGUCAGAUCUAAGGUUUGGAAAAUGGCAAUCAUGGCUAUCUGGUGGGCGGUCUGGAAGGAGAGAAACGAUAGAUGUUUCAACAAUGCGCAGGCUUCGGCUUAA
Messenger RNA from Magnolia sinica, 762 nucleotides. RefSeq lists its product as uncharacterized. The record is from RefSeq and is a predicted model, not a curated record. The transcript has a single exon. Bases 1 to 762 code for a protein of 253 amino acids. Lineage: Eukaryota; Viridiplantae; Streptophyta; Magnoliopsida; Magnoliales; Magnoliaceae.